Molecule: messenger RNA, 3339 nt
Organism: Diceros bicornis minor
Lineage: Eukaryota; Metazoa; Chordata; Mammalia; Perissodactyla; Rhinocerotidae
Gene: SPAG16
Product: sperm associated antigen 16
Exons: 11
Coding region: 512-1681 (389 amino acids)
Biological process (GO): axoneme assembly
Cellular component (GO): axonemal central apparatus
Source: RefSeq, a predicted model, not a curated record
GCUGCCACAGCAUGGCUUGAUGAGCGGCGUGCAGGUCUGAGCCCAGGAUCCGAACCUGCGAACCCCAGGCCACUGAAGCAGAGUGUGCGAACUUAACCACUGAGCGAGCCCCUGAGGAGUAUUCCCUGAGGACUUUUGGGGCUCUACACACAUCUAAAAUCCGGGGACCGAUGCUGGGCAUGUAAGAACCAAGAGAAGGCAAUUUAAGGGAGAAAAUGAAGUGAGACAGAAACGACAGGGUCAAGACGAAAGAAAACCAAGCUGCCUGGGUAAGAAAAUGUGUAUAAUCCAAGCGGGCUGUUCCUGCCAUUUUAUCUUGUCCACUGCAGGAGCGGCGUCCCCAGCUCGCAGGGUAACUAGGCAACGACGUUGCCCUGGUAACCUGGGUGACGCGGAGGGCUCCCGGUGGGAGGGGUGAGGGCGUGUCAGGCUCUCGCGAGAGCUGCGAGGGGCCGUCGCCCGGCAUCUUCGGGUUGCCCUUAGCGACGCGCUGGCGGCCGGGAGCUCCGCCAUGGCCGCUCCCGAAGGGAUGCCCAGCUCGGCCCUGCGGGUCCUGGAAGAGGCGUUGGGCGUGGGCUUGACCACCGCCGGGGACACCGCGGAUGCGGUGGCCGCCGAGGGCGCCUACUACCUGGAGCAGGUGACCAUAACUGAAGCAUCUGAAGAUGAUUAUGAAUAUGAAGAGAUACCAGAUGACAAUUUUAGCAUUCCAGAAGGUGAAGAAGAUCUGGCAAAAGCAAUUCACAUGGUCCAAGAACAGGCUAUAGAUACUCAAAUUUUGGAGCAGAAAACAGUUCUUCCUUCAAAGCAAACAGUUCCUGAAGUAAUAGAAGACUUUCUCUGUAAUUUCCUCAUCAAAAUGGGAAUGACCAGAACUCUUGAUUGCUUUCAGUCUGAAUGGUAUGAGUUGAUACAGAAGGGAGUAACUGAGCUUAGAGAGACUGGGAAUGUUCCAGAUGUCUACACCCAGAAUAUGCUUUUAGAAAAUGAGAACAAAAAUUUGAAGAAAGACUUGAAGCACUACAAACAGGCGGCUGAUAAGGCUAGAGAAGAUCUGCUUAAAACUCAGAAAGAACGUGAUUUUCAUCGAAUGCACCACAAGCGAAUAGUCCAGGAGAAAAACAAAUUAAUUAAUGACCUCAAAGGGUUGAAGUUACAUUAUGCAUCUUAUGAACCCACAAUGAGGGUGUUACAUGAGAAGCACCACACUCUACUGAAGCAGAAAAUGCUAACCUCCUUGGAAAGAGACAGAGCAGUCAGGCAGAUUUACGGACUUCAAGCAACAUUGAAGCAUAUGGAAACAGAGCAUAGUGUCUAUACUCCUGAAAUUAGAGUUGUUCCUAAUUGUGAAAAGGAAAAUGAACUAGAAGGUCCUACUCAGAAAGGUCUCCGUGAAGCCAGGGAACAAAACAAAUGUAAAACAAAGAUGAAAGAUAAUACAAAGGCCUCCUUCAACGGAAAUCAAGAGGGAGCCUAUGAGCUCAGUGCAAGAUCAGCCCUUUGUCCAACUCCGCUCCUCUAUCAGCAGGAGUGGAGAGGGAACUCUCAAACUUGGAAUGAGGCCACACCUCUGCAGGACACCGUUGGCAGGAGACAACAGAGUGCCCAGGCACUCAGAAUAAGACGGCCCAUCUACAGGAUAUCAUGCAUCUGUCAGCAGGAGCCAAAUGGGAACCUCUGAGCAACACAUGUUCCUGGCCUGUCCUCCCCAAAUCCUCUCUUUCUUCAACACCCGUCCCUUUAUCCGUGUCCUUUUUACUCUUCGGAAGGAGCCCAGGAGUCCCAGUUCAUCAUUUAUUCCAGAACUCUAAUCCUCCCAGCGUUCAUUGUAUCACUUUUUCUGAUCCAAUCUCUCCUUUCCCUUUCGUGGCUUCCGAAACUUUUUCUCUGACUCUCUGGAACUCAAAAUCAUUGAUCAGCAAGAUCCUCUGUAUUUUCAACUUCUAUGAAUGUUCCCUUCACCUUCUGUGAAUGGAAAUCUAGCUUUUCCCUAGUUAUAGUUUCUCCUGCAGCCAAUUGGGGGGUCUGGUAAAUGUUUAACAAUCAACACUUUAGGAAAAAAAAAAGACUUGAUUUUAGUGUUUUGUCGUGUUUUCCAGUUUCUCUGCUAUAAAUACACCAUAGCCACUCAAGCUACCAUAUUACUUCACUAAAUGUGAAGUUGGGAGUGAUGUCCACAGUCACCUCUCCUGAGAUAGUCCAGCACACCAGCCCUACAGCACUCUUAGGGGUAACUGUGUUCUCUACUUCCCUCUCAGCCAUGGCCUUGGACCUGAGGGUGACAUAAAUGUCCCUUAGCUUCUCAUUGCUGUUUUCAGCACCUUCUCCUGCCCUCCUUCAUGAGUGUACCCUGCCUUGAAUCUCAUCUCAUCUAAUUAUCCCACUCACUAUAACUUUGUAUUAUGGAUACUUCUUCUCAGGUCAUUUUUUUGGUAAAUUUAAAAAAUUAAUCCCUGUGACAUUGUCACUUUCUUAAAAUGGAUUUCUCCUACAAUUCUUUGUUAUUUAAAUAUUCACAUACAUGGUCCUUCUAACAGUCUGGACUUUUUAGUUAGUUCCUUGACAGCAUCUCCUGUAGUGACCCUGUUCUCCAUCCUUCUCAGCCACCCAUGGUCUGGUCACUUCGUAGGCCUUGUUAUUGCCAAUAACUGCCACUAUUUUUCAUUUCUUUUGCUGUUUGCUCUUUAUCUCCCCAACUUCUGCACAUUGAGAUGUUGUAGAGCUCAAUUCUGGGGCCUCUUCUUUCUGCUGUCUUCACUCCCUAGGUGAUCUCAUCCAGUCCCAUGACUUUCAAUCACUUAUAUGUUAAUGACUCCUUAAUUUACAUCUUCAGCUGACAUCCCUCCUUGAUCUCUAGUUUUAUAUAUCGAGCUGUAUGCUUGAUGCCUGUAGUUGGGUAUGGAUUCCCCACUAAAGCUCUAUCUCCUGCAAUUUUCUCCAUCUGAGUUAAUGGAAACUCCAUCCUUCCUGUUACUUAGCCAGAAAAUUCUGGAGUUAUCUUUGAGUCAUUUCUCACUUACACAUUUCACAUCAGAUGUGAAAAGAAUUUAUUUUGGUUUUAUCUUUGAAAUAUCCACACUUCCAUCUUUUCUUACCACUAUCACCAUUGAUUCUGUUUUUUUUUUUUUUUUCCCACCAUUUCUUGCUUGGAUUAUUGCAGUAGCCUCCUAACUGGUCUCUCUGCUUGUGUCUUUUGUUUUCCUUCAGUCUCAUUUGAACACAGCAUCCAGAGUGAUCCUCUUGAAACAUAAGUGUGUCUAUAACAUUUCUCUGUUGAAAACUUUGCAGUGGUUUCCUAACUUGCUCAGAGUUACAGAUAAGGUCAUUAUAGCCUCUGAG